AUGAUGCUCAUCAGCCAGGGUGGCUUCUGCGUGGCGUACUUAAUAUUCAUAGGCCAAAACGUGUCCAGUGUGCUUUCACACUCCACCAGACACAAGACGCUCGUCAUUGCCGCCGUUGCGCCCUUGGAGGUUCUGCUGUCAUGGAUGCGCUCUCUCACGCGCCUUGCUCCUUUCAGCAUAUUCGCGGACGUGGCAAACGUCUCAGCCUUCGCCCUGGUGAUCUGCUACGGCAUCUACUCCUUCCACGGCUUCUCCCACCUCUCCGCCUUCACAGGCCUCUCCAACGCACCCAUGGCUCUCGGCGUCGCAGUCUACGCAUUCGAGGGCGUCGGCAUGACUCUCCCUUUGCAGGCUUCCAUGAAACAGCCCAGCCGGUUCCCCUCAGUUCUCGCGCUCGGCCUCGGGAUCAUCUCAGUGACUUACGCAGCGGUAGGCCUGGCGGGGUAUGUGGGAUACGGUGAGGAGACUCAGGAGAUUAUCACACUGAAUUUGCCACCGGGAUGGCCAUCGGAAGCCGUGAAGCUGGGAAUAUGCGCUGCUCUUUUCUUCACAUUCCCAGUCAUGAUGCAUCCUGUGCAUGAGAUUUACGAGCGCAGGCUCUACCUUUCCCCAUGGGUGCAACGGCACGUGCUUUCGAACAAUACUCUUCGCCGCACGCUCUUCCGCUCGCUCCGUUCGCUUGCAGUGCUGGCAGUGGCGCUGGUGGCUGUGGGUGUGCCGCAUUUCUCAGCGUUCAUCUCCCUUAUAGGCUGCAGCGUGUGCUCUGCAUUGGCAUUUGUCUUCCCUGCACUGUUUCAUCUGAAGGCCUGUAAAGGCCGGACGAGUGGGGUAGUGGUGGCUGGAAACUGGUUCUUGGUGGUGUUUGGAGUGGCGUUUGGCCUUUGGGGAACGCUAGAUGCUGUCAAGAGAUUUCAACUAGGCCCAGGGUGA
This is a messenger RNA of Closterium sp. NIES-65, 930 nucleotides long. The record is from the annotation of a GenBank genome assembly. Lineage: Eukaryota; Viridiplantae; Streptophyta; Zygnematophyceae; Desmidiales; Closteriaceae.